AAUCAUACUGGAAUGUGUUAAAGAAUUCAUCUCUGUAAAUUUAAAGAUGUCUAUUGAAGACCCCUUUUUUGUUGUAAAAGAAGAAGUACAGAAGGCAAUUCACACAUCCCAAAACUUGCAUGACAGAUGGUCAGAGUUGAUAAAUAACCCCAAAUCUGUGUCAAAAGAAGAGCUAGAAUGGACAACCAGUGAACUGAGGAAUAGUCUGAGGAGCAUUGAGUGGGACCUUGAGGACCUUGAGGAGACUGUAGGAAUUGUCGAGAGAAACCCCAGAAAGUUCAAAAUUGAUCAAGAUGAGCUCCAAGAAAGAAGGGCAUUCAUAGACAGAAGUAAAGCUAUUGUUAAAAGAAUGAAAGAAGAUUUGGCAAGUCCUCAAGCAAAAGAAAAGGACGAUGGAAAUGUACGACAGGCUCUGUUAAAUGGACAAAGUAAACAGUAUGACAAAUAUACCAGACUGGACCAAGAAAUGGAGAGAUCCAACCAAAGAUACUUAGAGGAUAGCCACCAACAGCAACAGACAAUAAUAAAGUCACAAGAUGAUCAGUUAGACAUGAUAGGGUCUAGUGUUGGAGUACUGAAGAAUAUGAGUCACCAAAUAGGCAAUGAAUUGGAGGAACAAAAUCUAAUUUUAGAUGAAUUUGGUCAUGAAAUGGACAACACAGAAUCCAGAAUGGACACCACAAUGAAGAAAAUGGCCAAAGUGAUGCACAUGUCAAAUGACAGGAGACAAUGGUGUGCUAUUGGUGUUUUACUAGUCAUACUGUUAAUAAUAAUUAUACUUUUCAUGGUAUUAUGAUGUAAAGACCACACAUUUUGAUAAGUCAUAAUAAUUAUACUAUUUAUGGUGUUAUGAUGUAAAGACCAAAUAUUUUGAUAAAUCAGUAACUUGCAUCAUGAUGUGUUUUAAGUGUAUGUGACUUACACAAUGUGAUGAUUUCCCACCACAUAACGUACUUAGUUUUCCAGCGUACCCACUGCCAAGAAAUUAACAGGAAAUGCCUCCUCUGUUAAAUCACUAUCUUUCCUUUGUUGAAUUUUCUUCUCAGCAUUGAGUUUUUUGAAAAUUUGCUUGGUAUGGUUCGCUAAAUUUCUUUAAAUUUUAUUUUUUGUCUAUCUUGUUAUACAGAAUUGUACAGAAAAAUCCAUCUUAGUUAACAGAUAAAGUCUUUCCUCUGUCUUUAAUCUGUGAAACUUUCAAGUAAAAUAGCUUGAGUAGCCAAUAUUACAAAAAUUUUAGAUUUAUAUUUUUUGGCAUCAUAAUUUUCAUCUCUUCUAUUUGCAUGAUUACUGUACAGUAAGAGAAAUAUGAAGAUAACAAACACUCAAAGAAGAAUUUUCAUUGGGAUGCUUUUGUACUGUACAUACUUUUUACUAGAUUUCCAUGUUUCUUUUUUGAGAAGCUAUGAGGAAGCAUAUGCAUCUGUAGUUUAUUUCUGUUUUAUCAUGUACCAAACAUUAUUUCUAGAAAGGUAAUAGAAGCUUGUCUUUAGAUUAAACCAGAAAUAUUUUUUGGGGGGAAAUUCUGAGAAGGAAGUUUUUGUUUUUCUUGUGUUUGAUCUGAUUUUUGUUUCACUAUUGUUUAUAAAAGUACAGGAUUAAUAGAUCCUAUGUUUAUGUCACAUGACCUAUGUGUACUUGUCUCUGUUUCUUGUAAUUUCAUUAGAAGAGAUUACGAGCCUUAAAUUGAAUACAAAUUACAAUACAUGUAAAGGUUCUGUUAUUCAAUAUUUCCAUGAUUUCUGUGUAGGUUGUUCAUAUAUUUUUCAAUGUUUGAACAUAUGAAUGAGGAAAAUACUUAAUGUUGCAGAAAAUUUUAAUUUGUAAAUUUUUUCAUCAUUUUUGAGACAAACACUUCAAUUACAUCAUAUGUUUCACAAAAUGUGUUUUUUCUCAUAAAGUACACUGAGUGAUUUUAAUGAAAAAAUUCAAGCACCUGUUAUUAAUAAAUUUGUAAUGUGUUGAAAAUGGGAAUAUCAGGACAUUUUUCAAAAUGUUCCUAUAGCAUUACCUGGUAUUUGGGUUUUGCUUUGUUAUCAUUUCAAGGUCUUUUUUUUUAAAUUAAUUAUAUACAUAUGCACAAAGAGACAAUGGUGUUUCCCUCAACACCCUUUUAAUAUCUGUCAUUAAGUCAGAUUUUUCUUGUUAUAUCUGUAAUUAAUAACUUGACAUUAUUUACAAACAAUUGUAACAAGGAAAUUUUUAAAAAAAAUUCUCUUGAAUUGCUCUUGAUACUUAUUUCUAUCAACACUUAAUUGUUAGAGUGUAUUGAUUUCGUGUUAUGAUAUUUAACCUUGUUAUGACCCGAAAAUGAUUUCAGGAUUAAAGUAGAUUUUAUAAUUAGCCGAGCCUGCAAUUACAAUUAAGGAAAUACUUAUGUACUAAGACAAGAUGAUCUUGAUAGGGUGCUGUUGUAGACAAUAGGCACAUACUAAACAUAUCAUGCUUUUUUAUUAAGAGUUUAGAAUUGUAGAAUUGUUUUUUCUUCACUUAGAAAUGCUAAGUUUUUAAAAUCUUUUCUGUUCUUUAUGUUUUGUCAUCAUUGUGUUGCUUAUGAUGGUUGCAAUAAAAGUAGUGAACAAGAAUAGAGUUUCUGUAACAUCUGUUUAUAUUUACUUGCUUAUGUGAUUUUCUGAAUAUAGGUUAUAUUGAAACAUGUUGUUAAAAGUUUGCAUGUUAUUUAUAUGUUGUUAUUUCAGAUAUUUUAAAUCCUCCAUUGAGAAUCAUUGUACACCGCAUUUAUUUUGUAGAAUA
Molecule: messenger RNA, 2751 nt
Organism: Saccostrea echinata
Lineage: Eukaryota; Metazoa; Mollusca; Bivalvia; Ostreida; Ostreidae
Product: syntaxin-6-like
Exons: 9
Coding region: 47-796 (249 amino acids)
Biological process (GO): Golgi vesicle transport
Cellular component (GO): membrane
Source: RefSeq, a predicted model, not a curated record